Molecule: messenger RNA, 3233 nt
Organism: Malania oleifera
Lineage: Eukaryota; Viridiplantae; Streptophyta; Magnoliopsida; Santalales; Ximeniaceae
Exons: 6
Coding region: 180-2960 (926 amino acids)
Biological process (GO): SCF-dependent proteasomal ubiquitin-dependent protein catabolic process
Cellular component (GO): SCF ubiquitin ligase complex
Source: RefSeq, a predicted model, not a curated record
GACAUGCGGCUAAUCCCUUCUUUUGGCGGGAAAAUGUUACCAUAUUAUCUCGGCUUCCGGAGGAAGCAGCUUCCCAAACGGUACACGCACUCCCUGUUGCCAACGCGACCGCCAUCGCCGCUGCGUAAUGGUACUCCAUCUCUCCCUCUCUCUCGCCUAGAGUUGCACCCUCUUCUUUAAUGGCGGUCUUAAGGUCUCGAAAAUCACUCCCGAGUAGAUCUCCUUCCCAAGCCCUAGAGAAAGAGGCGCUCGAACCCGCCACCCCCGCCAAACCUUACGAACACUAUCCCUCCUGCUCGGUCCCAUCUUCGUCUCAUCUUUCAGGCGCCCUAGGGUUCGGCUCUGAUUCGGUAUCUGGAGCAGUUCGGAGGCGGAGUCUCCGACUCGCUUCGAAACCAAAUCCAAAUGGCGAAAGCACCGGAGAGGCCUCAGUCUCGGUUUCCGUUCGCAAACGGAAGAGCCUUGACGGAGAAGAUGAAUCUGGUUCUGCAAAUGAGGGUAACGAUUCGAUUGUAGACAAGGUUAGGGUUUCAGAGCAGAAGAUGGGUAUGGAUGGAUCAGGUUAUUGUUUGGAAAAUUCUAGGAUCAGUAAUGGAAGGAGUAAGAGUUCAAAAAAGGCCAAAGAGACUGGAAAAUUGGAGGAUUUGGUGGGUAUGAAGGUAGGAGAAGAGCAUGAGAGUCGUAAUGGGUUUUUGAGAUUGCGAUCAGGGGCUAGGGUUGCCAAGAGAGGAAGGGAUGUAGUUGGUAUUGGUUCAGUUGCAAUUGAGAAUGAAAGUAGCUACUGUGUUUGUGAAAGAGAAAGGGAAGCAACAGAUAAAGAAGUUGACAGAGUGUUGAGAGAUAGAAGAGGAGAAGGUGUUGUUGCUGAAAAGUUGGUGAAGGAAGCAAUCGCUGAUAGGGUAAGAUUCAGCAGGGAAGAUGAGGAGCACAAAUCAGUCAAGGAUGCUCUGCUAUCAAAUGGUACAGCUUUAGUGGGAUUGAAUUUGCAAGCUAAAGCAAAGAAAUUGAGUACAGACACAGUUUUGGGUUCCAUCUGUUCACGGCUCAAAAACACUCCGAGUUUGCCUCCGGUAACUAGACUUUCAAAGAGGAAACUGGAUGCAGCUGGUGCUGAUAUUACCCAAGUUGAGAAUGAAGACUGUGAAUCGGUUCAAGGGAAAGGAGUGAGAACUAGCAAAAGAAAAGGGAUUUUGCUUGAUGAAAUUCAACAGGAUGUUGGUGCUGAAGAGCUGGAGAAAGAGCCAAGUUCUGAUGAAAAUGGUUGUGUUAAGGGCAGGAGGAGAUUCAGCAAGCAAGAAAAGGGGAAGGGGAAAUUAGUUGAGGAUGCUUUGUUACCAAAUGACAAUCCAGUGACAUUGAAUGUAGAACCUAAAGAUAAGAAUUCAAUUGAAGAUAUCAUUUCAGAUGCUGUAUGGCUGAAGGGUAAUGUAGCAUUGCAGGUUGAGAAGCAGGUGAUAGAGACUAAGCCAACAGGGAAUUCGUCAAGAGCAACGGAAUACAAGGAACGGUUUCGACAUAUAGCUAGAAAAAAUGCAUCUCGGUUUGCUCAUUUUACUCCCCAAGAAGAAGAGGAUCAUGCUUCUGUUGAGGCUGAUCAGGAAAUGCCAUCUAGAGAAGCUGGACAGGAAAUUGAAGAUUGGCCUGGUCCUUUUUCUACUGCUAUGAAGAUUAUUAAGGACCGGGCAAUGCAUCUGAAUAAGCAACAGAACUUUUCCUCCGACAAAUGCAAUUCAGUUCCGCUAAAAUGGCAUCCAAGGGUUGAUAAGGGCUGUCAAAACUUAGAGCCGUUAGUUCCUUCAUUGCAGGAGCUAUGCCUGGCAGUUCUUGCCAGGAAUGCCGAAUCAAUCACUUCACUUGAGCAUGUCCCUGAUGAAUUUAGGCACAAGCUCAGUCAGUCGCUAUGUGAUUCUCGGAGAAUGACUGGUCAUUUUAUUGACCUUCUUUUUUGUGGGUGCCCUACGGAAGUUCGUAUUAGGGAUUGCUCAUGGUUAACAGAGGAACAGUUCACAAGAACCUUUGACCAGUGUGACUCCAAUAACUUGACGGUACUACAACUUGACCAAUGUGGGCGCUGUAUGCCAGAUUAUAUAUUACUGGCAACCUUGGCUCAGUCAUCAAAUUGCUUGCCUGCAUUAACUACCAUCUCCCUGAAGGGGGCUUGCAGGCUUUCGGACGUUGGGUUAAGUGCACUUCUUCGUGCUGCCCCUGCACUAAAAUCUAUAAAUCUCUCGCAGUGCUCCCUUCUGAGCUCAAGUUCUAUUGACGCUUUGGCAGACUCACAUGGGUCAGUUCUGAGGGAAUUAUACAUUGAUGAUUGCCAAAGCAUAGAUGCUAUGCAUAUUCUGCCAGCAUUGCAGAAGCUAGAACACUUGGAAGUGUUGUCUCUAGCUGGCCUUCAAUCUGUGUGCGAUGAUUUUAUAAGGAGCUUCAUUAUUAUGAGAGGUCAAAAUAUGAAGGAGCUCAUUUUAACUGAUUGCGUGAAAUUGACUGAUUCUUCCUUGAAAGUCAUAGCUGAAACCUGUUCUAGCUUAUCUGCACUUGACCUAGUUAACUUAUGCAAAUUGACAGAUUCUGCGAUAGGAUACCUUGCGAAUGGUUGUCAAGCUAUUCAAAGACUAAAGCUCUGCCGCCAUGCUUUCAGUGAUGAAGCUGUUGCUGCUUUCCUGGAAACUUGUGGAGAGUCUUUACUAGAGCUUUCACUCAAUAAUGUCAACAAGAUUGGCCACCACACAGCCAUGUCACUUGCUAGACGUGCAAGAAAGUUGCUGAGACUUGAUCUGUCUUGGUGUCGCAAACUGUCGAAUGAGGCCUUGGGGUUGAUUGUGGAUAGUUGCACGUCACUGAAGGUGCUUAAGCUGUUUGGAUGCAGUCAGAUUUCGGACGUGUUCUUGGAUGGCCACUCAAAUAAGCAGGUGAAAAUCAUUGGAUUGAAGCUGGCUCCAAUUUUAGAACAUCUCUAGGAGGCUGGUACUGUAACCUUGUAGUGUUAUAUUUGUCAAUGGCAAAACAUGUCAAUUAGUAAUAUGUUUUUACUCAUAGGUUUAAACAUUCUAUCAAUCCAAUUGUCACCCUAUAAUGGUUGUUUCUGUAAUUUUGGCAGCCAAAGUGUUCUUUCUGUGCUGGCUGUUGGUGUUAUUUUGUUGUUACUGUUCGCCUUCUUCUGUAUCUAAAUUGCACGGAAAUCUUUGAAAUGAAUUUUUAGCUGACGCCUCUCCCCAGAGACGGGCUAUAUA